GCGGGGUCGCAGCUCGCAUCCCCCUCUCCCCCUUUCCAACCUUCGCUCGUCCUGCUCCCCUUUGGGCUACGUUUUCUUGGCUUCCCGAAGCAGCGGCUAAAGCAUCUUUCCCGGAUCUACAUUAGAAAGGGGCUUGGACUUUUCAGUCCGGUUUGCAAAGGCAACGAGUGUGCUAGCCAGCGCAGAGUGCAAACCCGCGUGUGUUUUACUCCGUUGUUUAAACAGGAAGAGCUUGUUGUGCUUUUAGAGGAUCGUUUCAAGCCAUUCCCUGUCUAUCUAGAAAAGCCCUCUAAUUUACAUCUAAGACCUGAUGUGAUCCAGCUGCCUCUGUUCCGUUUUAUAGCCAGCUCUAUUUCUAUUUGGCAGUGAAUGUUUUUAACUGUUUAAACCAAAGAGCUUGAUGGGAUCUCUUUGAUUUUGACUGGGUUUAUGCUGUGGUAGUGUAUUGAUAGCAUUUUUCCAUCUGUUUUUAAAGUGUAUUGGAUCGUGAAGAUAGACAUAUAAAUGGUUCUGAGAUGCCCAGGUCUUUGCUUUUUUAUAGGAUGCGCAUGUUAUUUGCAUAUUUACUUAAUCAUAUUUAUUUAGCCUUGAUAUGGAAGAAUAUGAGCAGGAUGUCAGAAUGUAUAUUGAACCUGGAAAUCGGUGAUCUGUUUAAGGUGGACUGGGUGCUAUAAUUGGUUGAUAAUAGGUUAGAUUAAUAUUUUCAGCUGCAUCUCACCCAUUUUGAAUUCAGCCCUGGUCUGCUAAAGCGACAGUAUUUUGAACCUGAUUCCCUGAAUACCUUGGACUGGAUGACUGGAUGGGAUGGAGCAGGAAUAUUCAUUACCUUAUACACCACAGUUUGCACAGUGCAAGGACCCCAGCAGGGAAUUCUAUGAAGAAAGACUUAAUAAAUGUUGCAGUCAGUGCCCUCCAGGUCAAUAUAAGUUAGAGAGCUGCACUGACAGCGUGGACACGCAAUGCAGUCCCUGUGAACCUAACUCAUAUACAGCGAUCUGGAAUUGGUCUCCUCAGUGCUUUGCCUGCUUACCACCUUGCAGGAAAGGUUUUGUGCAGGUUCAAACGUGCACGAAGUCACAGGACAGAAUCUGUAGCUGCCCACCCAAUGAGUAUUGCAUUUCAAAAAUAUACCAGUACUGCAAAAUAUGUAGAGUGCAUAAAAAGUGUGGAAAAGGUUACAGAGUUUCCAAAAGAGGAACAGACAGCACAGAUACAGAAUGUAAACCUUGUCCUCCUGGCACUUUCUCAGAUGAGGAAUCUUAUAAUACCAGCUGUAUACCGCAUAAAGUUUGUAAAUCGGUGGCUAUUCCAGGAAACAGCGUGAAUGACACUGUUUGCAGUGACUCGGGAAUAACACUUGCCACAGCUCUACCUCAUACUGUUGUGAAACCUGUGCUGACCCAAAGUUCGACUUCCAACAGAGCUGAAAUAUUAACUCGACCUGUCAUUCUAAGCGCUGCGCCUGAUAUGUCUCACAUCAUUGGAUCAGUAACAGGGCUAUUGUUAUUGGUCUUGAUAAUUGCUGUUUUGGGAUAUUGCUUAGUCUCCAAAAAAAAAGCACUUUCAUGUUCUCCACCGACUAGAAAAACAGAUUUGCCUUUUUCCCCUACAGAGAAGCAGUGUGACAAAAAAAUAAGAAAUACAGAAUCACAGAACUCCAGUAACUCUGAACAAGAGGAACAGCAUCUCUUGGGAACUGCCAGGUCAAGCAGUAGCUCUCUGAAUAAUCAGGCUGGGUCUACAAUGGUCAGUGUAAUAAGUAACAAGAACAAUGAAAACAAAGAAAUGGAAGGAUUUCAGCAGCAAUAUUCAGCCGCAGAAGGUUGUAAGCUUCACAGCGGAGGCAGACACAACUCUGCAAGUUCAGAACACUCUGGUAAUGGAGGAACCCAGGUGAAUGUGACUUGUAUUGUUAAAGUAUGUAAUUCGGACUGCAGUUCCCAGUUCCCAGAACAGACUAGUUCAACUAGCAUGGAUUAUGGAAAUGCUCCCUAUUAUUCUCCAACAGGGGAAGAAAUUCCCCUUUCAAAAGAAGAAAACCCCUUGAAAAAAGAAACUGAAAUUCAGAUCUCAGUGGAAACCGAGGACAAUUUACUUCAAGACUUACUUCCGGAAGAAAAGAAGUUUCCUUUGGGUAUUCAAGAUGUGGGGAUGAAAACUAGUUAAAGGAGAUGACAGAUUACGUAUUGAGUGCCUGAUAAAAUUCACCAAACAACCUCUGAUCUUCUAAAAUAAACAUUAUGUUAAAUGUAGCAAUCCUACAGAGACUUGAAAUCUCAGACGAAUAUAGACAUGGGAUUUUUUGAGAUUUUAAAUCUCUUUUUUUGUUGGCCUUGAGAGUCAAAAGACAAUCUUUGCAGUUUAUAAGAAGCUACCACUCUUUAAUGCUUUCUUUUCUUUUAAACUGAAUGCCUUACCCUUCCCUUUCUUCUGUGAUACAUCUUGAUCAUACCUCAGAGGCCUUUGUUAGCUUUGAACAAAAACUGUUUUCUAACUUUAUGCCAUUGACUUUUCUGCUGAGACUUCUUGUGAUGAUAAUUUGGGUUCAUAUAUGCCACCUGUUGAGAACAUGACUGCAACCAGCCCUUCUGAGAGACUAGAAUUAAAUUAUCAGUCAUCCAAUGCUAAUAUGCUAUUCGUGUGGUUUUAACUUUAAAACUAUUGCAUUCAAUUUCUUAUCUUCAUGUAUGUAUAUCUACUAGCCCUUUGGAUAUUUUUAUUGUUAUGAUUUGCUUCCUUUUAUCCUUGGACCAAACUUUUCAAUUCAAGCUUAAGUAGAUUGAGGAGCAAAAUCUUUUACAGUUUCUCUACUAGAUUACAACUAUUCUGUUAUUUCAAUAGCUGUACAUAUUAUUUUAGAAAAGGAAAUCUAGAUUAAAAGUUUUUUAUCUUGAAGCAGACAGUUACAUUCCUCUUAUUGAUGGUUCUAAAGUCUGACAUCUUUGUGUCACGGCUGCUUUAAUAUGGUUCCCUGAUUGAUUCUGCCCUCAUUUCUGAGGCUGUCAAGGUUAACCAUAAACGCACAAUAUUUUUCUCUACGUUACAGUGAACAUUAGAGAAGAUCCAGACAGCUCACCCCCAUUGACCUCAGGUAAAGGACUAUCUCUUCGUGAUUGCAUGGCAUAAUCUGUGAAAAGUGGAAUUGAUUCAAAGCUCAGAACCAGAAAAUCCUGUUGUCCUCCGCUUGUUGAUCCACACUGGAGAUCCAUCCACCUCUUUACAGAAAAUUAGUAGAGGUUCUUCUUGAAUUCAGGUGGAAGUCUUUGCUUUUGGAAUUCCAUUUCUAGGUUUGCAUAUCCCAUAAUUAUGUUUUAUGUAUGUGGACUGAUUGACGGUUAUGGGGUCUAUAUUUAACCAGAAUUUGCAAUACGGUGUCUGAAUUAUAGUCAAGUGAAAUCAGACAGCAGUCAAAAUUUUUUCUUUUAUUCCAUGAAAACAUGCUGGCUUACCUCAAGAGUAACUAAAUACAUGUUAUUUCUGAGGCCUUAGGUUGAAAAAGGAUAUCUUGGAAUAGCAUUUAUUCUACAACUACAGAAAAGAUUCAGAAUUUAGUUCACGUGGAAGUUGAACAUUUAUAUUUCUGUCAGGCUUAUUCCCAUUCUGUCUGGAACUAAGGACUGGCAAACAGACUUUUAAUCCUACUAUGAAAACUUUGUAAAACCCUACUUUAAAUUUGUACUUGAAAGUACCUUUCAGAAAUGGAAACAGUGAUACUAUUACAAAAUUACAGGAUUGAUGCAAGAAAAGUACCUAAUUUUAUCUAAGCUUUGAACCUCCUGCACUGUACUGAACAUUUUCAUAUCUUGCUCAUCAGCUCCCAGUAUUGGGACCAUGUUGAAGAAGCAGCUGAAGAUUUUUGAAGUUUAAAACAUAUUUAAAAGGAUUUUACUGCUUAUGUCAGUAAAUUUAUUGGAUUUUCAAAUUAUGAAGCUGCAUGGUAGAAGGAAAAUCCAGGUUUUACGUUGGAAGUAUGAAAAAUGUGCUUGUGUUUGUUUAUAAAAAGUAAAAAAGUCUCUAUUUUUAUAAUGA
Molecule: messenger RNA, 4029 nt
Organism: Struthio camelus australis
Lineage: Eukaryota; Metazoa; Chordata; Aves; Struthioniformes; Struthionidae
Product: tumor necrosis factor receptor superfamily member 1B
Biological process (GO): apoptotic process; extrinsic apoptotic signaling pathway; intrinsic apoptotic signaling pathway in response to DNA damage
Cellular component (GO): membrane
Molecular function (GO): tumor necrosis factor binding; tumor necrosis factor receptor activity
Source: RefSeq, a predicted model, not a curated record